CUUCUGCAGCUGGAGCUUGGCUCAAGCUGGGCCCCUGCCGCAUGGCAUGGCAAGCUGAAGAGGUUGGAUGACCAAGAAGAAGAAAGAUGCCAAGAAGGCCAAGAAGGUGAAGAAAGCAAAGAAGUCCAAGAAGGAUGAUUCCGACAAGAAAGGGAAAAAGAAGCACUCCAAGAAAGCGAAGACAAGCAGUAGCUCUUCAUCAGAGUCAGAUGAGGCAAAGAAGGCUACAUCCCCGGUCAUCGCCCCUGGCAUCGCGCAAGAGUUGCGCGCAGCACUGCUGAGAAAGGGAGAUCCAUCAACUGCUAGCGAUCUCUCUUCGCAACGCGACAAUGCGCUGGGUCGCUGCGAUGCGCGGGUGAUUCAUCGACCCAGAGAAGAAGAGCUGAGUGAGUCGCAGAAAGCCGAGCGUGAGGCACUGCAGAAGGAAGCAGAAGAUCUCAUCAAGCAACACCGGGAGAUGCGACUGAAAGCCUCGGGGCCGUGACGUUUGUCUCUUGCGGUCACCCCGUGCAGAGCGCGCCCGGAG
Molecule: messenger RNA, 526 nt
Organism: Cladocopium goreaui
Lineage: Eukaryota; Dinophyceae; Suessiales; Symbiodiniaceae
Source: the annotation of a GenBank genome assembly